Molecule: messenger RNA, 573 nt
Organism: Naegleria gruberi
Lineage: Eukaryota; Heterolobosea; Eutetramitea; Acrasida; Naegleriidae
Exons: 1
Coding region: 1-573 (190 amino acids)
Source: RefSeq, a predicted model, not a curated record
AUGGCUAAAGCAACAAGAGGACCUCGCAUUCAUCUACCAACUGAUUACAAACACAAAAAAAUUGACACUUUUUGUAGAAAUCUGGCUUCGCAAUCCAAUACUACUCAAGCUUCCUCCCCAACAAGAGAUUUAGAUGAUUGUCAACCAUUGGCAGAUGACAUUCCACUGGAAGAAUGCGAGCAUGAUAAUCAAGUAACAAUGGCUGAGCAACAACUCAUCGACAGUACCAAAUUAUCACCGUGGCUAAAAGCAGCUGUUGAGAAAUUGUGGAAGUUAUCAAUCAGAAACAUCUAUUUGAAACAGCUCUAUAGAGAAUACAAGCUAGGAAGAUUGUUCUUUGAGCUAAAGAAGCAAUGGGUAUUCAAUUUAGAUAUAGAAUCGGUUGAUCCUGUUGUGGAGAGUUGUAAGUUGUGUGGCCACAAACAUGUCAGCAAACAUUUCCACAUUCAACACAAGAAAAAUGGAACAAUCAUCAAAGCAGGCUCAGAAUGUGUAAAGAAGUUUAGAGUUGAUGACUUGUCAAAGGAAGAUUCCUUAAUGGUUAUCAAGCACUUGAUUGGUUCCUUGCCAUAA